Ornithorhynchus anatinus (platypus) is the source of this 1250-nucleotide messenger RNA. RefSeq names its product cell division cycle 37, HSP90 cochaperone (gene CDC37). Gene Ontology annotation, cellular component: cytoplasm. Gene Ontology annotation, biological process: protein stabilization; protein folding. The transcript is spliced from 8 exons. NCBI's taxonomy places the organism in Eukaryota, Metazoa, Chordata, Mammalia, Monotremata, Ornithorhynchidae. Gene Ontology annotation, molecular function: protein kinase binding; protein-folding chaperone binding; heat shock protein binding. The record is from RefSeq and is a predicted model, not a curated record. Bases 96 to 1232 code for a protein of 378 amino acids.
GGGCGGGGGCGGGGCCAGGAUCAGCUCCAGCUCCAGCUCUUGCUCCGCUCCGGAGGCGCCUCGGCCGCUAGGAGCGGCUCCGCAGCCCGACGAAGAUGGUGGACUACAGCGUGUGGGAUCACAUCGAGGUGUCGGACGAUGAGGACGAGACGCAUCCCAACAUCGAUACGGCCAGUCUUUUCCGAUGGCGGCACCAGGCCCGUGUGGAGCGCAUGGAGCAGUUCCAGAAAGAGAAGGAGGAGCUGGACCGGGGCUGCCGGGACUGCCAGCGCAAGGUGGCCGAGUGCCAACAGAAGCUGAAAGCGCUGGAAGUGGCUGACAGGGAGGGGGAAGGGGCCCAGGGCGAGUGGCAGCGGCUGCAGGCGGAGGCCCAGGAACUGCGCAAGGAAGAGAAGACCUGGGAGAGGAAGCUGGACGAGCUGCACCGGAAGGAGAAGAGCAUGCCGUGGAAUGUGGACACGCUGAGUCGGGAUGGCUUCAGCAAGAGCGUCUUCAAUGUGAAGCCAGACCAGGAAGAAGAGUCGGAGGAGCAGAAAGAGCAGAAACACAAAACCUUCGUGGAGAAGUAUGAGGCUCAGAUCAAGCAUUUUGGUAUGUUGCGGCGCUGGGAUGACAGCCAGAAAUAUCUGUCUGAUCACACCCAUCUGGUCUGUGAGGAGACAGCCAACUACCUGGUCAUCUGGUGUAUCGAUCUGGAGGUGGAAGAGAAAUGUGCUCUGAUGGAGCAAGUGGCCCACCAGACCAUAGUCAUGCAGUUCAUCCUGGAGUUGGCUAAGAGCCUCAAGGUUGAUCCCCGUGCCUGCUUCCGCCAAUUCUUCACCAAAAUCAAGACAGCCGACCAGCAGUACAUGGAGGGCUUUAACGAUGAACUGGAGUCCUUCAAGGAACGGGUGCGGGGCCGGGCCAAGGUGCGGGUCGAGCGGGCCCUGCAGGAGUACGAGGAGGAGGAACGCCGGAAGCGGCUGGGUCCCGGCGGCCUGGACCCUGUGGAAGUGUACGAGGCUCUGCCUGUGAAACUGCAAAAGUGCUUUGAUGUGAAAGAUGUUCAGAUGCUACAGGACACCAUCAGCCAGAUGGAUCCCACUGAAGCAAAGUACCACAUGCAGCGUUGUAUCGACUCGGGGCUCUGGGUGCCGAACGCAAAACCAGCCUCCAGUUUGGACAAAGGGGAGGAGGAGGCGGCGCUGCUGUCGGCGGCGGCCAAGAAGGCCGAGGACAAGGAGCAUCCCUGAGGGCCACACGUUCACACA